Messenger RNA from Caenorhabditis auriculariae, 2183 nucleotides. The record is from the annotation of a GenBank genome assembly. Lineage: Eukaryota; Metazoa; Nematoda; Chromadorea; Rhabditida; Rhabditidae.
AUGAACGAAGUCGUUAACGGGGGUACGGCCAAAGGCGGAGCCCUGAGCGCUGCCGACGCCAGUGGUUCGUUCUUAGCUUAUAAGAUAUUUCUUACGAAUUAUUUGAUUUUUCAGCUAUCGGCAACCUCUUUGUGCGCGAGUUUUACACCUGCUUGUCCCAAAACCCUUCGGAGGCUCACAGAUACUACGGUCACGAAUCGUUCUUUCAGUUUGAUGAUAAGAGUGCUGUCGGCCAACAGGUUUUCAAUUUUUUUUUUGCCCCAUCAUUUUUUGAUUCAGAACAUCGCGAAGGUUUUGGAAGAAGUGCACCCUCCAGCGAAAAAAAUGAAGAUCCUUUCUAUCAAGGUAUCAACUUUUAGAUAUUUCGAAGUUUUUUUUUUCAAAUUUACAGGGAAAUCCCACUUGCAAUCAAGGGAUCGUUCUCCAAGUGUGCGGAGAAAUGAACGAUCGCCGCUUUUUGCAAACUUUCAUUCUUGGUCAACAAGGAGCCAAAAAGUAUUACGUUCAAAAUGAUUUCCUGCAGUUCGUUGAUGUUGCUUUUGCGAGCCCCACAAAGACCAACGAACCGGUAUUUGCCUGUUUUCUCUGGACUACAACGAAUCCGUUGAUCCUAGAAGCAACAAAAGAAGCUCAACAAUGGCCACGCCACUUCUCGUGCGCCUAAAGCUGAGUCUCCAGAGCGAGUGAAGCCUGCUCCUGUUCAAGAAAAAACUCCCGUGAAACCACCAACCCCUCAACAGCCCGCUCGAAAGCAGAGCAACCAAACGGAAGGCGAGUUUUUGUUCUCUUUCUCGAUGAUCGAAUAACUCUUUCAAUAGCUAAACCGCUUAAUUAAAAUUCAAUGAACUGCUUUAAAAAAAAACGGUAUUUGAAGCUUGACGAGUAAUGAUUUAAUAAAUUCCUUAUUAUUUUAUUGAAAAAAAUUUUUGAUUUGAUUUGAUUGAAGUUAUUUUUCUAGAACGUGCUGCCAAGUCCCAUUCAAACAAGGAACAUCCGCCGAAACAAGUUAAAGAACUCGUCACGGAGACUGUGAAACCUGUCCAGCAUGUGGCUCCUGCGCCAGAGCCGCACCCGGUCGAGCAGAGACAGAAAACUUGGGCAAACCUCGUUGGCGGAGGCUCUAAGAACAACGUUGCUCCACCUUCCUACGCUAUUCAUCCGCAGCAAAACAACCAUCAACAGGCUUCUGCCAACAAUGGUCCUCAGAAGCAAGAGCAGAGACGUUUGUUUUUUUUUUCAUUACGAAGUUUUUCGGUGUAUCUAAAAAAGUUAUAUCGCACACGCUUAGCGAAAGACAAAAAGAUGAUAUAGCAACUUUUCGAAGAUCAAAAAUUCUCAUUUCAGAAAAUAACCACUACAAAGAGCGGAACAAUCAGCAAAAUCAAGGAUUUUCUUCGUCAUCUAAUAACACGUCCGACAGGAAAAUUUAUCUUGGAGGAAUCGUACGAAACAUCGUCCCAGACAGCACUGCCACUGCUGAAACUGAAAUCAAAACUCUUUUUUACAGUAAGUCGUCUCAAAAUUGUAUAAAUAGUGCUUUUUCGGUAAUUUUAAACGUUUAUUUUUUCAGACUACGCUCCCGUGGAGUCCGUUUCCAUUCCUAGAAAGGUGUUGGAUUCGCCAAACGACACGAGUCGCCAUGCUUUCGCUUUUAUCACCAUGCGUCACCCCGAUGGAGCGAAGCAAGUCUUUGACGCGGCAGAGAAAGAUGUAUGUUCGAAUAUUUACAUUUUUAUUUCAAAAUGGGAAGACAAAUUUCAGAGAAAAUUUCAAUUAAAGCGGACAGCGCCUUCUUAAACAAUUAGAUAGUUAUAGCAUAUUAAAAAAAACAGGAGAGGUUUAUUUAUGAGAAGAGUUUUAAAAAAACCUGAAAAGACGAGUGAACUUUUUUUAGUGCCGACUUGUUCAAUAAUUUGUUUUAUGAAUUUUUUUAGGAGAGCGGAAAUUAUCGGUUGAACCUCAAAAUCGAUGCUUUCGGCUUCGACGGCUCUGUCACUAUCAGUGAGCAGAAGCCGCCUCUUGGGAACGGCGGCGGUGGUUUUCGCGGACGAGGCGGAUUCCAGUCGCGAGGAGGAUUUCCGAAUCGCGGACGCGGUGGAUCCUCCUCGAAUGGCGGCCGUGGAGGCUUCCGCAAUUUCCACAAUCAGCAGCACCAGGGUGUCGCGCAGAGUGUUCACAAUUAA